Molecule: messenger RNA, 6194 nt
Organism: Sebastes umbrosus (honeycomb rockfish)
Lineage: Eukaryota; Metazoa; Chordata; Actinopteri; Perciformes; Sebastidae
Gene: ptprk
Product: protein tyrosine phosphatase receptor type K
Exons: 41
Coding region: 251-4759 (1502 amino acids)
Biological process (GO): protein dephosphorylation
Cellular component (GO): membrane
Molecular function (GO): protein binding; protein tyrosine phosphatase activity
Source: RefSeq, a predicted model, not a curated record
UCUGCCUCUCUCUCUCUCUCUCGCGCUCUCUCCGCGUGAAACAAAGUGUGGUGUCCUCUCGAGCCCCGUCUAGGAAGCGAGAAAAGAGAGAAACCAGGAGAGAAACAGAGAGAAUGGAGCGGCUGAAUCCACCACAACAGGAGGAAUACUAACCCACUAAAAUAUAUAAAGAGAGAGAAAUAAAGAAAGAAGAAGACGGAGGAGGAGAAACUUUUCGUCCUGGUGGAAAACUGUUACGGACUCAAAAAACAUGGAUGAUACACUUUUCUCCGUGUUGCUGCUGCCGGGACUCCUGCUGCUGUUGUCGGCAGUUGGAAACACCAACGGUCAGAUACCGACAGCUCACAUGGGGCGCGCUGAGAAGGGGAGCUGUACGUUUGACGAGGGCUUCACUCAGUGUGAUUACCAGCAAGAUCCCUAUGAUGACUUUGACUGGACGCACAUCAACACGCAGGACGCGCAGUACGUCUCACCAGACCUGCCACAAGGUUCCUUCAUGUAUGUGGACAUCUCUCAGGCUGAGGUCGCGGAGAAGGCCAGGUUUCAGCUGCCAGUCAUGAAGGAGAAUGACACUCACUGCAUCGACUUCAGCUAUCUCCUCACCAGCCCCGACGGCUCCAGCCCCGGCACCCUCAACAUCCUGGUGAAGGUAAACAAGGGUCCCUUGGCCAACCCUAUAUGGAACCUGACGUCUUACACUGGUAAAGAGUGGCAGAGAGCAGAACUCGCCGUCUCCACCUUUUGGCCCAAUGAAUAUCAGGUCAUAUUUGAAGCAGAGGUUUCGGACAGCAAAGCCGGCUUCAUCGCCAUCGACGACAUUCAGGUGCUCAGCUACCCGUGCGAUAAAUCCCCGCAUUUCCUUCGUCUUGGGGACGUGGAGGUGAACGCCGGACAGAAUGCCACAUUUCAGUGCAUCGCUACAAAACGAGACACUGCCAACAAUAAACUCUGGCUGCAGAGGAGAAAUGGAGAAGAUAUUCCCGUGGCUCUGACCAAAAACAUCAACCACAGACGCUUCGCAGCCACUUUCCACCUCAAGGAAGUCACGAAUCAGGAUCAAGAUCUGUACCGCUGCGUCACCCAAUCAGAGCGCGGCUCCGGGGUGUCCAACUUUGCUGGUCUUAUCGUCAGAGAGCCUCCGCACCCCAUCGCCCCACCCCAGCUGCUGGGCGUCGGCCCGACUUAUCUGCUCAUUCAGCUGAAUGCUAACUCCAUAUUUGGAGACGGGCCUAUUAUACUGAAAGAGGUUGAGUACCGUAUGACAACAGGCAGCUGGAUAGAGACUCACGCCGUCAACUCUCCCAACUACAAGUUAUGGCAUCUUGACCCCGACACAGAGUACGAGAUCCGAGUGUUACUCACCAGACCAGGAGAGGGAGGGACGGGAAAAGCUGGACCACCACUCAUUACCCGGACCAAAUGCGCAGAACCUAUGCGGACUCCUAAGAGGCUGAAGAUUGCUGAGACCAGGGCUCGUCUGAUUGCGGUGGACUGGGAGUCGUUGGGUUACAACAUCACUCGCUGUCACACCUUUAACGUCACCAUCUGCUACCAAUAUAUGACCGCCAACAACCGCAGCAAGGCCGACUGCUUGGACAUGGACCCUAAAGCACCACGCCACCUAGUGGGAAACCUGCCGCCCUACACCAACAUCAGACUGAAGAUGAUUCUGACCAAUCCAGAGGGACGGAAAGAGAGCGACGAGACCAUCAUACAAACCGAUGAAGAUGUUCCCGGCUCAGUUCCCAGUCAGUCACUAAGAGCCACUCCAUUUGAAGACCGAAUUCUUCUUUACUGGAAGGAACCGACUGAACCCAACGGGAUCAUCAUACAAUAUGAGAUCAACUACAGUGGCGUGCGUUCAUUCGACCCUUCGGUGCCUCUCCAGCGGCCGGGACUCACAGUGUCUCUGCCCUCCAAUGCCACCCAUCACCUGUUUGCCCAGCUCCACCCAGGGGUCACAUACCAGCUCUCCAUACGCGCAUCCACCUCCAAAGGGUUCGGCCCUGCGACCACGCUCAACGUGACUACUAAUAUUUCAGCCCCGACAAUAGAUGAGUACGAUGGGUCAGAGGCCUUCCUGAAUGAAACUGCAACAACCAUCACUGUCCUGCUCAAACCUGCCCAGGCCAAGGGAGCACCUAUAAGUGCGUACCAGAUUGUAGUCGAGGAAGUGAAUCCCCGGACACGUCGUCAAGCUUCCUCUGACUGUUUUGAGGUCCCAGUUCCCUACCACAGUGCGCCUAGCGGUGGAUCUCCAUAUUAUUAUGCCGCCCAGCUGUCCCCCAGCAACCUGCCGGAGCCGCUCCCCUUCACCGUUGGAGACAACAAGACAUAUCAGGGUUUCUGGAAUCCUCCGCUGGCCCCGAGAAAGAACUACAACAUCUACCUUCAAGCUGUCAGCAGCACGGAGAGGGAAACUAAGACCCAGUGUCUGAGGCUUGCUACUAAAGGUGCUACAGAGGAGCCAGAAGUCAUCCCUGACCCCGCUAAACAGACGGACCGGGUGGUGAAGAUCGCUGGGAUCAGCGCUGGUGUUCUCGUCUUUAUACUGCUGGUGCUGGUAGCCAUCCUAUUGGUCAAGAAGAGGAGGACCUACUAUUCAUACUCUUAUUACCUGAAACUGGCUAAAAAACGUAAAGACGCCAUCGGAACGACGCGGCAGGAAAUGACCCACAUGGUGAACGCCAUGGAUCGCAGCUAUGCUGACCAGAGCACUCUGCACGGAGAAGAUCCCAUGGCUGUGACAUUCAUGGACUCUCACAACUACAACAACAGAUUGCCCAACGAUCCUCUGGUUCCUACUGCUGUGCUAGUUCCAAUCACUGAUGAGAACCACAGUGCCUCUGCAGCGGAGAACAGCCGGCUCCUGGACGUUCCUCGGUAUCACUGUGAAGGAACCGAGUCUCCCUAUCAGACGGGACAGCUCCACCCGGCCAUCAGAGUGGCCGACCUUCUGCAGCACAUCAACCUGAUGAAAACAUCCGACAGCUACGGCUUUAAGGAGGAGUAUGAAUUGGUGAUACAGAGCUUCUUCGAGGGCCAGUCGGCCUCCUGGGACGUGGCCAAGAAGGAGCAGAACCGCACCAAGAACCGCUAUGGGAACAUUAUAGCAUAUGACCACUCAAGGGUUAUUCUCCAGCCCAUAGAAGACGACCCCUCCUCCGACUACAUCAACGCCAACUACAUCGAUGUAAGUGGAAACGCAUCGAAUGCUACUAUUGGCUCCCAACGAAACCAACGAAACCACACUCCCUCGCUCAUUUGGCUGUACAGGGAUGGCUACCAGAGACCAAGUCACUACAUCGCUACUCAGGGUCCUGUUCACGAGACAGUGUAUGACUUCUGGAGGAUGGUGUGGCAGGAACAGUCAGCCUGCAUCGUCAUGGUAACCAAUCUGGUGGAGGUUGGAAGGGUUAAGUGCUAUAAGUAUUGGCCGGAUGAUGCAGAGGUGUACGGAGAUUUCAAGGUGACUUUUGUGGAGGUCGAACCUCUGGCUGAAUAUGUGGUUCGCACAUUUACACUGGAGAGGCGUGGUUUCAACGAGGUGCGGGAGGUCAAGCAGUUCCACUUCACAGGCUGGCCUGAUCACGGAGUUCCAUAUCACGCCACGGGACUACUUUCCUUCAUCCGCAGAGUUAAAAUCUCCAAUCCACCCUCUGCUGGGCCGAUUGUGGUCCACUGCAGUGCUGGAGCAGGGCGUACAGGCUGUUUCAUAGUCAUUGACAUCAUGCUGGACAUGGCGGAGAGAGAAGGAGUGGUCGACAUCUACAACUGUGUGAAGGCUCUUCGCUCUAGGAGGAUCAACAUGGUACAGACUGAGGAGCAGUAUAUAUUCAUCCACGAUGCCAUCCUAGAGGCGUGUCUAUGUGGAGAAACAGCCAUACCAGUCUGCGAGUUCAAAGCUGCUUUUUAUGAGCUGAUCCGCAUCGACUCGCAGACCAACUCGUCACAUCUGAAGGAUGAGUUCCAGACGUUAAACUCGGUGACUCCUCAGCCUCAGCCUGAAGACUGCAGCAUCGCGUUGUUGCCUAGAAACCAAGAUAAGAACCGCUUUAUGGACGGCCUUCCUCCUGAUCGAUGCCUUCCCUUCCUCAUUACAAUAGACGGAGAGAGCAGCAACUACAUCAACGCUGCUCUGAUGGAUAGCUACAGACAGCCUGCUGCGUUCAUCGUUACCCAGCAUCCUUUGCCCAACACUGUCAAAGACUUUUGGCGUCUGGUUUACGACUAUGGAUGUACCAGUUUGGUGAUGCUGAAUGAGAUCGACUUGGCUCAGGGUUGUCCUCAGUACUGGCCGGAGGAGGGCAUGUUGCGUUACGGUCCGGUCCAGGUGGAAUGUAUGUCCUGCUCCAUGGACUGUGAUGUGAUCAGUAGACUCUUCAGAGUCUGCAAUCUCACCAGGCCCCAGGAGGGCUACCUGAUGGUCCGUCAGUUCCAGUACCUGGGUUGGGCGGGACACCGAGAAGUCCCCGCCUCCAAACGCUCCUUCCUCAAACUGAUCCUGCAGGUCGACCAGUGGCAGCGUGAGGGAGAGGAGGGAGAGGGAAGGACCAUUGUGCACUGCCUAAACGGAGGUGGGCGUAGUGGCGUUUUCUGUGCCAGCAGCAUUGUGUGUGAGAUGGCCAAGAGACAGAGUGUGGUUGAUGUCUUCCACGCCGUUAAGACCUUGAGGAACAGCAAACCCAACAUGGUGGAUACUCCGGAACAGUACCGGUUCUGCUACGACCUGUCGCUGGAGUUCAUCGAGUCCUCCUAAACAAAGGAGAGAAGAGGAGGAGGAGGAGGAGGAGUAAGAGGAGGUGAAGAACAUCUUUUCACUCCCCGCGUGUUUGAUCCUUUGCUUUCGCUUUGGUCCCGACUCCCCUCUGCCGUUCUGUAGCACCCAUUUUGCGUCCCUACAAAAUGGCGCAAGCGACAUCGGCUCCUCUUCCAGUGUUGUAAAGUAUCCAAACAAAGGGAAACGUUGAGACUUUGACCAGAAGGAGCUGCUGGGAGUGCAAACAGAGAAAGAGGCGACAUGUUUCUCCUUUUACUCCUUCAUGCUUAUUGUACAGCUUUUUGAGUGCCAGCGGGCCCCUGUAUGUUUUGGGCCCCAUUUUAAAUGUUUAUCCUCCCUCUCCCAUGGACUUGAUGCCUCAUGCUGUUUCAGCUGCAGUACUCAAUGUGCCCUGUAGAUGUCUCCCUUUACCCUCCCCCACUACUCUCGCAAGCUGCAACCACAGCUUUUGAAUAACUGCAAGUUUUCAGUGGCCCCACAUUCCUGCUCUCAUCAUGCUAAUUUCUGAGUAACUUAACAGUGUUGGGCGUCUCAUCAACGGUGAUGUUUGAGUAUUUGCGUUUGUAUAAGAACAAGAAACUUCAAGUUACAGCCUGGCCAAACUCUGUGAAUGCUUCUGUUUUCUACUCCAUACAUCAGCAGCAUCUUCACGUUACUUUACCGAGUCAGAACAUCAUUAUGUAUAUUACUAUUAUGUAGUACUUCAUAUCCACUUUGAGCCCAUUCUUCAUUGGUUACAUACAGUCAGAUAACAGAAUAUACAAGACAUAGAAAAUACCCUUAAAUGUCAAUGUUUGCUAAUUAGAUGAAGUAGCGUCUUAGACUGACAAUGAAACAAAAACAGGAAGUUUACACGGGGCAUAUUAGGCAUUUCUUUUUUAAUUUUUUUUUUUUUUACGAUAUCAUGAAGUGGCAACUUGAAUAAUGUUACGUGUAGGAUUUUUGCUAACGUUCAAAAAAAGUGUGAUAUGUAUCGUUGUUUAUGUUUUGAUUUGAGUUGAUUUGUCUUUUAUUGAUCUACUGGAUAGAAGAAAAUUGGAUUACUUAAGAUUUUUUAUUCAACCAUGUGACAUUAGCAUAAUCAUGUUUGUUUCAGGGCUGGGCCCAAUGCACUUUCAAUUCAGCCAACACACAAAUGGGAUGUUUUUUUUAUUUCAAAACUCUAUAACAUGAACAGAUUUUGGGUACUCGUAGUAGAAAAGACUGAGAAAUAAACGCUCAAUCAUGAACCGGUGAAUCACAGUUUUUCCAUUUCUGGUUUGAAUGGAAUUGGAAGUGAACUGACCCCAGGCCUCGUUUGUUUCGUGCACUGGUGGCCAACGACACUUUUUAUUAUUAUUUUGUAGCUGAUGUUUAUUCAUAAGCCAAAGACUUUGUGUAAAUAUGUCUAUAUGGAUAAAGCACAUUGUUUGUA